This is a messenger RNA of Microsporum canis CBS 113480, 762 nucleotides long. RefSeq lists its product as hypothetical. The coding region runs from base 1 to 762 and encodes 253 amino acids. The record is from RefSeq and is a predicted model, not a curated record. NCBI's taxonomy places the organism in Eukaryota, Fungi, Ascomycota, Eurotiomycetes, Onygenales, Arthrodermataceae. The transcript is spliced from 2 exons.
AUGUCUAAGCCAACUAUCGCCUUGGUACCCGGAUCCUGGCACACACCAGCCCACUACCAGGAUUUCCUAGCCGAAUUUGAGAAGGCCGGCUACCCAACUGCCUGCCUGCAACUUCCCGGCGUUGGCUCUUCCACCCCCAAAGACGAGACAGUCGCCAGCAAUGCCGCCUUUGUUCGUGAGAAGCUGCUGCUCCCUUUGCUUGACGAUGGCAAGAAUGUUGUCCUGAUCAUGCACUCCUUUGGCGGCUGCAUUGGGAGUGUAGCUGCUGCUGGCCUCAACAAGAAAGACCGUGGUUCCAGCGGAGGAAUUGUUGGCCUGAUCUAUAUCGCUGCUUUCCUAGGCAAAGAGGACGCUUCUCUCUUGGCUGCCAUGGGCGGCAAGUUCGAUGACUUUAUCAAGGUUGAUGAUGCUACUGGACAGCUUGAUAUUAUAAACCCCACCGAGAUCUUAUACCACGAUGUCCCUAGCGACCUGGCCGCAAAGGCUGUUAACGACCUCAAGCCACAGGCCAAGUCUGUCCUGACCAGCACCAGCGGUACUCCCGCCUGGCAAGAGGAGUUCUACAACGGCGGUCGACGUGGAUACAUCCGGGCUACCGAGGACCGUUGCGUCCCUACUGACAUCCAGAACCUGAUGCUGGACAAGAGCGGAGUGGACUGGAACAUCAAGGACAUCAAGUCUAGCCACAGCCCUUUCUUGAGUCGUCCUCAGGAAACGUUCGAGAUUAUCAUCGGUAUGAUCACCGCCAUCUGGAACCAGUAG